AGAGAAGGCGGCAGGGCAAAUUCCAGCCCUUCAGACGACUGUUUGGGAAGAAGAAGAAGCGGGAGGCGAAGGGGGGCUUCGAUGGAGCAGAGCUAAAGGCCAGUUUUUCUACUGGGGAAGUGUGUAACGGAGUUGUCUCUGAUGACGAGGAGUCCAAUCAGAAUCUGAGGGAGUUGAAUCCCAUCGGAUCUCGAGCUCUCUCACACGACAGCAUCUUCAUCCCAGAGGAGCCGGCGACAGAGUCCGGUCUGGAUCACAGCAUGUCCCAGGAAAACGUGUCGGAUAAAGUUCGGAAUCUGCAGAGGCAGAUAGCACAAGGUAUAAAGUUUGGCCAGAGGCCGUCUUCAAUGAGGAGGAGCGAGGGAGAUGAGGGGAGCUCGGAUGAGGAGGAGGUUCCCCGCAGCCCUCUGAAGGUGAUGGCCCAGGUAGAAGCUGAGCCACCGAAAACAGAGCCAAAGCAGGUCCCGGGGGCCCACGCACACACCACGCCGGUGAAAUCCCCCAGAUCCAAACGAGUUCUUCCACCCACUGGUACGAUUGAGUCCAUCAACCUGGAUGCCGUCCCGCAGUCUGUUCCUCGCUUGGACAACACCGCCGCCAAGCACAAACUGUCCGUCAAACCAAAAAACCAGAGGGUUUCCCGCAAGCACCGGCGCUUCACGCAGGUGAGCCGGAGCCAUCGUCGAGAUACGAGUUGUAACGAGCAUGACCUCCAGGAGGUGUCCAUCCCUGGUGUGGUGCAGGAGGACAUGGAGGCAGCCGGCGUCUCCGGUGACGACCAGCGCAGAGCUUCUGUUGAAGAGUCUCUGGAAAGCUUCAAGAAACAGAGACUCCAUGAGGAGGAGAGACAGGAGACGAGGAGGAGGAGAGAGCUGGAGGAGCAGAGGCUCAGACAGGACGAAGAGGAGAGGAGGAAGAGGGCCGAGGAGAUGAGGCUGCGUGAGCUGGAGGAGGAAAAGGAGAGGUGUCGUAAACAGCAGGAGGAGGAAGAGAGGAGGCUUCGAGAGGAGGCAGAGAGGAGGAGGAUGGAAGAGGAGGAGAGGAGGAUGAGAGAGGAGGAAGAAAGGAGGCGGCAAGAGGAGGAGGAGAGGAUGCAGAGGGAGGAAGAGGAAAGGAGGAUGCGAGAAGAGGAGGAGCGUCGACAGCGGGAGGAGGAGAGGAGGCGAGUGGAAGAGCAGAGGAGGAAAGAGGAGGAGGAGGAGGAGGAGAGGAGGAAGCGAAAGGAGGAGGAAGAGGCGAGAAGGCAGCAGGAGCUUGAGGCUGAGAGGAGGAGGAAGCUGAGAGAGGAAGAGGAGGAAAGAAAGAAGGAGGAAGAGGCGGAGGAGCUGAGGCUGCAGGAGAUGGAGCAAAAGAAGAAAGUGGAGGCGGAGGAGAGGAUGAGGAAGGAGGAGAAGCAGAGGAGGGUGUCAGGGGAGGAGGCUGACGGCAGCUCAGAUCCACAGGAGAGGAAGAGGAGGGCGGAGGAGCUGCGCUGGAGGGAGAUGGAGGAGCGACAGAGGCCGUUCUCCUUCAAGGUUUCCUCUGGAGAGAAGCAGAUCUUGUUCCAGAAGGUCAACCUGACGCCUGUGACUCCGCCCCCCGGCCACCAGAGCGGCGCUGCAGCAGAACAAAGAGACGGAGCGAAGGCUUCGUCCUCUGACGGACCAGAAUCCCCCAACCUGCCGACGUCCCCGUACGUCCCCCACACGGCCAUCUUAGUGACAGGCGCUCAGCUCUGCGGGACCGCCGUCAAUCUGGACCAGAUCAAAGACACCGCCUGUAAGUCUCUGCUGGGGCUUGGCGAGGACAGAAAGGCUCAGGGGACUCCGCCCCCCAAGAGCAAGACUUCACCUGACCGCAAGUCUGGAAAAACCAAAUCACUCAACGAGUCCGCGCUCUCCACAGACCAGUCCAGCGCCUCCAUCCUGGCAGAGUGGGCGAGUAUCAGGUCCAAGAUAUUCAAGGGCGUGGAGGAGGGGAAGUACGAUGAGUACACAGACCUGAACAGGAACCAGCCUCAGCCCGGCGGCGAUGACCAGCCGGCGUUCUCCCACUCCAACCUCAGGAAGACCAUGUCUGCCAACGCCAAGUUCUCCAUCACCCCUGCGAAGAAGAAGUUUGGAGAUUCAAACAGGAACUCCGAGGUGUUCGCUGUCGACGACAAGGAAGCGGGAGAGGAAGCUCCUCCCACCGACAGCCCCACCGCAGCCUCGCCAGCUCCGACCACCAAACCUCCGAGCAGGACGAGUAAAACGGUCCGCAUCAUCGAGAGAGGGUCGGAGGAGUGUAUGUUUGCCAAAGACCUGCCCUCCUUCCUGGUUCCCAGCCCCGGAGAGAAACCUGACGGGGCGGAGCUGAAGAGCAGGGCUCCGAGCGAGACGGAGGCGUCUGACAGCAGAGAGGAGGGGGAGGAGCGGGGCCAGGAUGGCGAGGAGAAGCCGUCGCCUUUUGGCAUCAAGCUGCGGAGAACCAACUACUCCCUGCGCUUUCACAGCGAACAGUCCACCGAGAAGAGGAAGAAACGCUACAGCGCUGGAGACAGCUUCGACGGCGUCCCCUCGCCUCUUACCCCCAUGGAGCCGGACUCUGACGCCUCCUCUGUCUUCUCUGAUAAAUCAAGUCCUGCCUCGCCCCAGAAAGAAGGCGUGGUCUGCAAGUACUUACACGCAUCCGCCUCCCCCGCCGUCCCUCGGGCUAAACCGGGUAAGUCCACCAGCCCGACCCCGCACAGCGAGGGUGAGAAAGUGCUUUCAAAACCGCCGCUCUACCGAAGACCGACUACAUCACCCAAACCCACCGGAGCGGUCCCGACACCUCCCCCAUCGCCGCUUCCUAAAGCGGUCCACGUGCCGCCCGGCGACUCUGUGGCGCCCGUCCUCUCGUCCAGCCAGGAGCAGACGAGCAGGAGCGAGGAACCUUCAGCCGUGGCACACCUGCACCGCAGCAGCCAAGGCCAGGUCCACGGGGAGGAGGAGCCCAAGGAGAAGAGGUCGUUCUUCCCCUCCAUCAACAUCCCCUGGAGAGAGAAGGCGGACAGGAAGACGGAGCUCAUCAGGAGAGAAAAACCGUCCCUUCAGAGCAGGCACUCGCUGGACAGUGCGAAGGUCCAGGAGAAGGAGGCCGGACCCUUGUGGAUCACACUGGCUCUGCAGAAGCAGAAGGGCUUCAGGGAGCAGCAGCAGAACCGAGAGGAGCGCCGCAGCCAGAGAGAGGCCAAGCUGGCUGAGAAACAGGCGAGAGAGAGAGACAGCGUCACACUGGUGAGUCCCACCGAGAGCAGAGGCAGCGGGAGCUCCAGUCCUUCCUCUAAACCUCAGACCCCAGAGGAGCCCAAGAGACCCGACAGCCUCCUGGGACGGCUGGAGCGCAGAGAGCACCUGAAGAAGGCCAACACUUUACCCAGCUCCGUCACCGUUGAGAUCGCGGACUCGACGCCGUCGCCACCUGCUGUCAAAGACGUGUCAAAGCGCUUCCCCUCCACUGACUCUCCGGCAGGGUUUGGGUUUUUUUCCACAGAGCCGGCCUGGCUGGCGCUGGCCAAGAGAGCCAAAGCCUGGAGCGACUGUCCUCAGAUCAUCAAAUAA
Seriola dumerili (greater amberjack) is the source of this 3563-nucleotide messenger RNA. RefSeq names its product KIAA1211 ortholog (gene cracd). The record is from RefSeq and is a predicted model, not a curated record. Lineage: Eukaryota; Metazoa; Chordata; Actinopteri; Carangiformes; Carangidae. Gene Ontology annotation, biological process: negative regulation of barbed-end actin filament capping; maintenance of gastrointestinal epithelium.